Molecule: messenger RNA, 2212 nt
Organism: Vanessa tameamea
Lineage: Eukaryota; Metazoa; Arthropoda; Insecta; Lepidoptera; Nymphalidae
Product: glycerophosphodiester phosphodiesterase 1
Exons: 8
Coding region: 90-1247 (385 amino acids)
Biological process (GO): phospholipid metabolic process; N-acylethanolamine metabolic process; ethanolamine metabolic process
Cellular component (GO): plasma membrane
Molecular function (GO): glycerophosphodiester phosphodiesterase activity
Source: RefSeq, a predicted model, not a curated record
AUAAGCCCCGCCUUCGUAGUACAAAUGUUAUUUAUUUUCGAAAUUCAUAACACACAUUAGAUAAUAAGUUUAAACGAACGAUCGAAAAUAUGUUCUUAGCGAUAUUUACUUUCAUAUACAGUAGUAUAUAUUAUGUAAUAUCAUUUUUAUUUACAUUUAUUUCGACUUUACAAGCAGUUCUGCCGCUUGGAGUGGAUGUUGGCCUGUUAGGAAUCGCUGUUUAUUAUUUGACGAGGUUAAGGAAACCAGAUCAGAGUAAUGUUGAGAGUAUAUUCGGACCGGAGCCCAGAUCGCAGGAGGGGAUUAUGUAUCCUGACAGAGUGGUAAAAUGCAUCGCACAUAGAGGAGCUGGCUUUGAUGCACCGGAGAAUACUUUGGAAGCGUUAAAAUAUUGUGUCGAGAGAGAUUGUAAUUUCGUAGAGUUGGAUGUGAGGACAUUGAAAGAUGGUCAGUUAGUGCUCUUACAUGAUCAAGGUCUGGAGAGGCUGACUGGUGGUACCAUAACUGAUGUCAAGAUGAUGGACUGGGAUAGUAUAAAAAAUAUAGAUGUUGGUGCUACACAUCCCAAUAGACAUCAGUUCAAAGAAGUCCACCUGUGCCGUCUAGAAGAUGCCCUCGACUAUCUCCUUUCAAAUGAAGUUAGGAUGAUUAUUGAUGUCAAAGGAGAAGACAAACAGGUUAUAAACGGUAUCCUCGAUACGUUCGCAUCCCGUCCAAAUCUGUACAAGUUUGCUGCUGUGACGACGUUCAAUCCUUUCAUCUUAUACCAGAUACGAAAAAAAGAUCCUCAGAUUGUGGGCGCCAUCAGCUAUCGUCCAUAUUGCUUCAGCGCGCAAGACUAUGAUGCUGAGAACGGUCCAAGUAAUCCUAGGUUCGGCGAGCGCCUGCCGCUGCACGCCGCGCUGCGCGUCGCCGACGCGCUGCACGCGCUCGCGUGGCGCCGCGCCGCGCGCUGGGCCGCCGCCAGCGCCGUGCUGCUGCACAAGGACGCCGCUAGCCCAAGCGAAGUCUUCUAUUGGCGGUCGUUGGGUGUCCGCUGCGUGGGUUGGUGCGUUAACAGGCCCCUGGAGAAACUCUACUGGCGAGGUGUUCUGAAGGCUCCCUACCUCUCCAACACUCUAAUGGGCGAGCCUGAGGUCGAACAAAAAAAAGAGCGAGACAAAAGAUCGAGUCUCUCUCUCCGACCCGGACCGAUUGUCGAUAAAAUAUUAGAGACGGAAAAACGCAUGACGUCCGGACAGAACUAGAUUUAGUAUUACAUAAAGUUAACAGUAGUGUUCAUGUCGUAUUCGUAACAAACAUGUAGACUGUGUUACUCAUCGAUUAUUUAUAUUUGAUUUAUUUCCAUAAUAUAUUAAUAUAUUUUUAUUUAUUGAGAUGGUAUUGACACGUAAUGAAGUACAAACGAAAUCCAACCAAAUGCCGUAGUAAUAAGGUUCAAUUUAAAUUUAGGCGUUUAAUUUCAAGUCCUAUGUUGAAAUUAUAUUUUAUGUGACGUCGUUACGUCAUAUUUUUUUAAAUUAUACUUGUACGAAAACCUACAGCAAUUGAAUAGUAUAAAAUAAGGAUGUUUUUUAAUGUUAUUGGUAAACUUGAUUGUUAUUCGAGAUGUCUGGGUUUGUCUGUGGACAAAAUUUUUCAAAAAACUUGGUUAAAGGCGACCAAUUUUUUACGCCUCUUGAUUGAUGAAAUUUUAUUUGGAAUUAUCGAAUAAUUAAUAAAUUAAUACCUGUCCUAUUAAUUUAUUAAAUUUUAGGACAUUGUCUUUGCUUAGAAUGUCUGUAAAUUUGACGUAUAGGAUUUGCCAACCUAAAUAAUGACAUCUGUCACCCUUAUGUCUCGGGUACCUUAGUAUGUUAGAGUAGGCUUAAUAUUACUACUACGAACUUUAAUAACAUAUCGUCAGAAGUGAUUAGCCUAAGAAUAUUUACCACGGGAUAGUCUGACUGUGGAAACGUUUUUCUAUCACGAGUCUCCAAGGUCCUCAACUAAUGAUAGAUUAACUUUUUUAAACUAACAUGUAACUAAUUUCAAGAAAACUUCGUUAGUUCGAUUACUACAACUAGUGCCCUCUAUUGACAAAAUUAGUAACAAACACUAAAUAGUGGUAGACCAGUGUUGCAAUGUGUAAUAAUAAUGUUAACAUUAUAAAAAAGUAAACUUUUUAAAAAUGGAAUCCUUUUUUUAAUUUAUAAAAAAAAGCUGUAACAAA